CCCUUUUGGAUCUCUCUCUAAUGGUUGAAACUUUGUCCACUGGAACAUUUUGACAUUUGGAGAGGACUCCCAAGAGAGACUACUUUGUUCAGUUAAAGCACACGAGCUUGUUUACAUCUUUUAAUGCAAAAAGCCCCUCCAUUUGUGAAAGUUAACAGAUUUAUAGCCUUAAGGGGGGGAGGCUCGCUCGUCGUCAAAGCCCCAUAAAACUAUAAAAGUCUGAUCUUUUCUUAGCCGUACUUUUGGGUUUUCUGCAACCAUUUCAGCUCUGUAAUGUUCAGACUCUGCUAGUUGCAGCAGCAAUUUGAGCACUUUCUGGGUACUUCCUGGAAGCUCUGUUUUGGUUAAAUGAACGAAGACAAGUGAAAUUCUUGGAGCCUAAUCACGGUCUCUGAGUACCCAUUUGGUUCACCUUCCGAAGAAUCCUCCCGGCCUUCACUUGUUUUCUUCUUGGGUUUUGUAGAUGGUGCUUGAAGGAAGUGGAGACAGUAAUAUGUGGGGACUGAGAGUGACUUCCAGACACAAACGCUCAAAGAGCUUUCCUGAUAAGAGAAGAGUUGAGGGAGAUGGCCUAGAUGAUACAUCGCGCUGUAUAAAGCUGGACAUGGGACAGUUGAAGGACAGCAUAAAAUCCAAAAAAAAGCUAUCGGACAAGGCCAAGGUCCAAACUUCUUUGAAGGAGGAGAUUUUACAGCUUGAGAAAAGAUUGCAGGACCAAUUCAAGGUCCGAAAUGCUUUAGAGAAAGCAUUAGGUUACAAGACUGCCUCCAAUGAUAUUACAAAUGAAGCACCAAUGCCCAAGCCUGCCGCAGAAUUAAUCAAGGAAAUUGCUGUGUUAGAGUUGGAAGUUGUAUACUUGGAACAAUAUCUUCUCUCCUUGUACAGAAAAGCAUUUGACCAACAAAUAUCCUCUGUAUCUCCUUCUAGCAAUGAUGAAAGACUGAAAUCACCUGUAAGAACCCCGAGAGGAAAAUUAUUGGGCAUAUCCAGACUUAUUAACAAUGUAAAAAGGGAAAAUCCAGCUAUUCAAUCUGGUUUUCACUCACUUGAGAAUCCUUUGAAGGAUGCCAAUGGUACUGGAAGGGAAGAGAAGCUAUUAGAUUCCAGUGUUAAUCGUUGUCACUCCUCUCUAUCACAACAUAGAGCAUUUUCAGGUAGAACUUCUCCUCCAGAAGAUUCCUUAGGUAAAGCUGUACGGGCGUGCCACUCCCAGCCAUUGUCCAUGAUGGAGUAUGCUCAGAAUGCAUCAAACAUAAUCAGCUUGGCGGAGCAUCUUGGUACUCGCAUUUCUGAUCAUGUUCCAGAUACACCCAACAAGCUUUCUGAGGACAUGAUAAGAUGCAUGUCAGCCAUAUAUUGCAAGCUUGCCGACCCACCUUUGAUGAAUAAUGGCCUUUCCUCUCCCAAUUCCUCCAUUUCAUCAAUGAGUGUAUUUUCCCCGCAAGAUCAGUGUGAGACAUGGAGUCCACGAUUUGGGAACAAUUCAUCUUUUGAUGUACGGUUGGAUAAUCCUUUUCAUGUUGAAGGACUUAAAGAGUUUAGCGGACCAUACAGCAGAAUGGUUGAAGUACCAUGUAUAUAUCGAGAUAGUCAGAAACUGGGUGAUGUCGAAAACUUGCUGCAGAGUUUCAGGUCACUUGUCUGUAGACUAGAAGAAGCUGAUCCUAGGAAGUUGAAGCAUGAGGAAAAGCUGGCCUUCUGGAUCAACAUACACAAUGCAUUGGUGAUGCAUGCAAUCUUGGCUUAUGGGGUUCCACAGAACAGCGUGAAGAGACUCUAUCUGCUAUUAAAGGCUGCAUACAACAUCGGGGGUCACACAGUGAGCGCAAACACAAUACAGAGUACUAUCCUGGGAUGCCGAAUGUCUCGUCCUAGCCAGUGGAUCCGCUUAUUACUCUCUUCGAAGACAAAAUUCAAGACAGGAGAUGAACGACAAGCAUAUGCAAUUGAGCACCCAGAACCUUUGUUACACUUUGCUCUCUCUUCAGGAAACCAUUCUGAUCCUGCGGUUCGAAUGUACACUCCCAAGAGAGUAUUUCAAGAACUUGAAAUUGCAAAAGACGAUUAUAUCCGGGCAUCAUUUGGCAUACAAAAAGGCCAGAAAAUCGUUCUACCAAAGGUUGUGGAGUCAUUUGCAAAGGAUUCAGAUUUGUGUCAGGCGGGCAUUAUGGAAAUGAUACAACAAUCUUUGCCGGAAUCUCUGAGGAAGAGUGUUAAGAAAUGUCAGCUUGGAAAAUCCCACAAAAGCAUAGAAUGGAUUCCUCAUAAUUUUACGUUCCGAUAUUUGAUAUCUAAAGAGCUGGUGAGGUAAAUGCUUUUGCUUACCCGUCAAUGCUUUCAUUCAUAGCACUGAUUGGCGUGGUUCUUGAGGAUUUCUUUUUGAAAAUUCUAUGCAUUUCCUUGUACAAAGUGGAAAGUGAAGCUGGAAAUCGUAGGCGAUACAAUGAGUGAGUAACAAGGGGGCUUCUGUGUUUAUAUAGUAUCAUCUUCAUUCUUCCAUGUUAUGAGAUGGUGAUGAGGAUCAAGGUUUCAUCAGAUGGGUUUAACUCCAAUGUUCUUGAUUUUCUGAAAGAUUCAAAAUUGUGCAUUUAUCAAUGUAUAUAGCUGCUAUAAAAUAUGAGGCUUUUAUUCAUUGUUGAUAGUUACUACACUCUGUUUCUCUUGUUUAAAACCAGAGCUUUGAACACCA
This is a messenger RNA of Tripterygium wilfordii, 2689 nucleotides long. RefSeq lists its product as uncharacterized. The record is from RefSeq and is a predicted model, not a curated record. NCBI's taxonomy places the organism in Eukaryota, Viridiplantae, Streptophyta, Magnoliopsida, Celastrales, Celastraceae. The coding region runs from base 464 to 2311 and encodes 615 amino acids. The transcript has 12 exons.